Lindgomyces ingoldianus is the source of this 870-nucleotide messenger RNA. RefSeq lists its product as uncharacterized. NCBI's taxonomy places the organism in Eukaryota, Fungi, Ascomycota, Dothideomycetes, Pleosporales, Lindgomycetaceae. The transcript has 5 exons. The record is from RefSeq and is a predicted model, not a curated record. Bases 1 to 870 code for a protein of 289 amino acids.
AUGCCUGUGGCGGAUGAAAUUGAUACGUCUGAGUAUACUGCUGCGGGGCUUGCUGUGGAGGCAACGGAUAAUGCUGGGCCGUUUGAUACUGCUGUGGCAUUUGAUACUGCUGUGGAACGUGAGGUUGAGGAGCGUGAUGUUGAUGAGCAUGAUAUUGGAAUGCUGCUUGAAGUGGAGGGUCUUGGUAUAGCUGGCCCCACGGCUGUGGAUUUUGACCCGGUGCAUAUUGCGGGGCUAUGUUUGGCGGUGGAUAGCUGUUAUAUCCGUGCUGCGGUAUUCCAUGCGGCGCGUAUCCUGGAUACGCAGAGUAUUGAGGAUUUGACGGAGGCUGCAUCUGGUCAUUCUGACCCUUUGCCGCCGGUGCUGAAGAAAUUGUCACCAGAGGUCCAAGCGAGGUUGGUUGAUGGAGAUACUGAGGAACCGCUGGCGAGUUGUAGCGUUGUGGCGUUACUGCAGCAUGCUGGUGAGCAUGCUGGGGCAAAUAUUGCUGUGAUGAAUUUACACCUGGCAAUUUUCGAGGCUCGAGAGCCUCGGGUUUUUCUUAACGGCUCAGAAAUCGGCUUGCCCUAUUCUCAGCUGUCGCCGCUUCGAGGCCAAGCUUUCAGAGGGAGGACAAGCAAUACCAAGGCCGAUGAAAAAGCCUUAGCAUGCGCGCGAUCUCGGGUGCCAUCCAAUUUUAAGGGCGAGUUUUGGAGAGGCUCAGCUGAAUCCAAAUUGCAAGCUCUCAUUGGGCUCUUGGCGCCAGGUGGCUGGCCCGCUAACAAAUGCAAACAGGACCUGACGGUUUCGCCAAAUACGAGCGCGAACAUCCUCAACCAAUGCCUCAAUUCCAACGUCAAAUCUCAAUUGUAUUGCAGUCCCAAUGGCUAG